AUGGGGAAUAUAGGCCUCGGGACACACCUAGGAGACACACACCUAGUGGACACAACUCAUAACGAACUGAACUGGGAGACAACCCUGGAAGAUACACACCUGGGGGAUACAUCUAACUGUGAGACAACCCAGGAAGAUACACACCUGGGGGAUACAUCUAACUGGGAGACAACCCUGGAAGAUACACACCUGGGGGAUACAUCUAACUGGGAGACAACCCAGGAAGAUACACACCUGGGGGAUACACCUAACUGGGAGACAACCCUGGAAGAUACACACCUGGGGGAUACAUCUAACUGGGAGACAACCCAGGAAGAUACACACCUGGGGGAUACAUCUAACUGGGAGACAACCCAGGAAGAUACACACCUGGGGGAUACAUCUAACUGGGAGACAACCCUGGAAGAUACACACCUGGGGGAUACAUCUAACUGGGAGACAACCCUAGAAGAUACACACCUAGUGGACAGACCUAACUGGGAGACAACCCAGGAAGAUACACACCUGGGGGAUACAUCUAACUGUGAGACAACCCUGGAAUAUACACACCUGGGGGAUACAUCUAACUGUGAGACAACCCAGGAAGAUACACACCUAGGGGAUACACCUAACUGGGAGACAACCCUGGAAGAUACACACCUAGGGGAUACACCUAACUGGGAGACAACCCUGGAAGAUACACACCUGGGGGAUACAUCUAACUGGGAGACAACCCUGGAAGAUACACACCUGGGGGAUACAUCUAACUGGGAGACAACCCAGGAAGAUACACACCUAGGGGAUACACCUAACUGGGAGACAACCCUGGAAGAUACACACCUAGUGGACAGACCUAACUGGUACACGCCUAACAGGGAGACAACCCUGGAAGAUACACACCUAGGGGACACAACUAACUUGGAGAUAACCCUGGAAGAUACACACCUAGGGAAUACAUCUAACAGGGAGACAACUCUGGAAGAUACACACCUAGGGAAUACACCUAACUGGGAGACAACCCUGGAAGAUACACACCUGGGGGACACACCUAGUUGGGAGACAACCCUGGACGAUACACACCUAGGGGACACACCUAGUUGGGAGAAAACCCUGGAAGAUACACACCCAGGGGACACACCUAACUGGGAGACAACCCUGGAAGAUACACAACUAGGUGACCCACCUAACAGGGAGAGAACCCUGGAAGAUACACACCUAGGGGACACACCUAGUUUGGAGACAACCCUGGAAGAUACACACCUAGGGGACACACCUAACAGGGAGACAACCCUGGAAGAUACACACCUAGGGGACACACCUAGUUGGGAGACAACCCUGGAAGAUACACACCCAGGGGAGACAACUAACAGGGAGACAACCCUGGAAGAUACACACCUAGGGGACACGCCUAACAGGGAGACAACCCUGGAAGAUGCACACCUAGGGGACACACCUAGUUGGGAGACAACCCUGGAAGAUACACAUCUAGGGGACACACCUUACAGGGAGACAACCCUGGAAGAUACUCAUCUAGGGGAUACACCUUGUUGGGCGACAAUCCUGGAAGAUACACACCUAGGGGACACGCCUAACAGGGAGACAACCCUGGAAGAUACACACCUAGGGGACACACCUAACAGGGAGAGAACCCUGAAAGAUACACACCUAGGGGACACGCCUAACAGGGAGACAACCCUUGAAGAUACACACCUAGGGGACACACCUUACAGGGAGACAACCCUGGAAGAUACAUACCUGGGGGACACAACUAACUGGGAGAUAAUCCUUGAAGAUACACACCUAGGGAAUACACCUAACAGGGAGACAACCCUUGAAGAUACACACCCAGGGGACACGCCUAACAGGGAGACAACCCUUGAAGAUACACACCUAGGGGACACACCUUACAGGGAGACAACCCUGGAAGAUACAUACCUGGGGGACACAACUAACUGGGAGAUAAUCCUGGAAGAUACACACCUAGGGAAUACACCUAACAGGGAGACAACCCUGGAAGAUACACACCCAGGGGACACGCCUAACAGGGAGACAACCCUUGAAGAUACACACCUAGGGGACACACUUAACUGGGAGACAACCCUGGAAGAUACACACCUAGGUGACCCACCUAACAGGGAGAUAACCCUGGAAGAUACACACCUAGGGGACACACCUAACAGGGAGACAACCCUGGAAGAUACACACCUAGGGGACACACCUAACAGGGAGACAACCCUGGAAGAUACACACCCAGGGGACAGACCUAACUGGGAGACAACCCUGGAAGACACACACCUAGGGGACACACCUAACUGGGGGACAACCCUUGAAGAUGCACACCUAGGGGACACCCCUUACUGGGAGAUAACCCUGGAAGAUACACAUCUAGGGGACACACCUAACUGGGGGACAACCCUUGAAGAUACACACCUAGGGGACACACCUAACAGGGAGAUAACCCUUGAAGAUACACACCUAGGGGAUACACCUAACUGGGAGACAACCCUUGAAGACACACACCUAGGGGACACACCUAACUGGGAGACAACUCUGGAAGACACACACAUAUGUCACCCAGUGAUCUGA
Molecule: messenger RNA, 2565 nt
Organism: Haliotis rufescens (red abalone)
Lineage: Eukaryota; Metazoa; Mollusca; Gastropoda; Lepetellida; Haliotidae
Exons: 4
Coding region: 1-2565 (854 amino acids)
Source: RefSeq, a predicted model, not a curated record